Molecule: messenger RNA, 1429 nt
Organism: Vicia villosa (hairy vetch)
Lineage: Eukaryota; Viridiplantae; Streptophyta; Magnoliopsida; Fabales; Fabaceae
Product: myb-related protein 2-like
Exons: 8
Coding region: 146-1333 (395 amino acids)
Molecular function (GO): DNA-binding transcription factor activity; DNA binding
Source: RefSeq, a predicted model, not a curated record
UCUAUAUAUAUUGAAUUAAGACAUCUUUGAGAUUACAACUAAGGCUUGCAAAGUGUUGAAGAACUUCAUUAGUUUGAGUUGAAACCCGAAAGGAAGUGCUCUUGAAGAUUUUAUAACAAUUCUAUUUCACUUGUCAACAGAGAAUAUGUACUACCAUCAACAUCAAGAAGCAAGGAACAUGCAUGCUUUAAGGAUGCAAAUGCAAGAAAGAGGAAAUGGAAGUAUAGAUACUGGACUUGUUCUCUCAACUGAUGCUAAGCCAAGACUAAAAUGGACACCGGACCUUCAUGAACGUUUCAUUGAAGCCGUCACUCAACUUGGAGGAGCAGAUAAAGCUACACCAAAAACAGUAUUGAAACUUAUGGGAAUUCCUGGACUUACAUUAUAUCAUUUAAAGAGUCACCUACAGAAGUAUAGGAUCAGUAAGAGUACAAAUGGACAAACUAAUACUUUCAACAAUAAAAUUGUAGCAACACCAACCAUAGAAGUGGAAAGCAGAAUGCCAGCAUCAAGUGGAAUUCAUAUGAAAGAUUUAAGCAUAGGACUCCAAACAAACAAAAAUUCAGAUAUAAAUGAAGCAUUGAAUAUGCAAAUUGAAGUGCAAAGAAGACUACACGAGCAACUCGAGGUACAACGACACUUACAACUACGAAUAGAGGCUCAAGGAAAGUACCUUCAUUCAGUGCUUGAAAAAGCCAAGGAAACAUUAGGAAAACAAAACCUAGGUACUAUGGGACUUGAUGCUGCAAAGGUUCAACUAUCUGAGUUAGCAUCAAGAGUAUCCAAUGAAAGUCUUGAUUCUAGGUUUUCACAAAUAAAAGAAUUGAAUAUGAUUUUGCCUCAACAAACUCUAGAAGGUGAAGCCAUUGAUUAUUCAAUGGGAAGUUUCUUAGCCAAUAGUGAGGAUGCUCAAAGAGACCAAAAAAUGAAUAACAAUGGCAUGAAUUUGAGAGCAUAUAAUGGCACAUUUUGUGAUGAAAAGAAGGAGAAUAUGAUGUUUCUUUCCUCAUCAAAUGAUAAAGUAUUAAAGGGACCGAACGGAGUAUCAGGAAAUACUUCUAGCCUCUUAUCCAUGAAUAUAGGAAGAGUUCAUGAAGAAGAAUUUAUUUUGAGGAGAACUAUUUCAAAGGAAGAUUUAAAGGGUGAAGAAGGGAAAAGAAGAAAAAGUAAUGAAACUAGUGGAAUGCAACUUAAACUUAAUAGUGAAAAAAUUUCUCAAGAUUAUAGACUAGCUAACUUUGAAGUGAAACUAGACUUGAAUUCUCAUGAUAACAAUGAUGCUUCUUCUCACUGCCAAAAAAUUGAUUUGAAUGGUUUCAGCUGGAAUUGCUAGGACUUUUAGAUGGAAUUGCAUCUUAUUUUGGAGUAUGUCACUUGUAACACAUUCGAUAAUAACUUUGUUGAACAAAAUAAAUAAUUCUCCAUUCAA